This is a messenger RNA of Plasmodium vivax (malaria parasite P. vivax), 1002 nucleotides long. RefSeq lists its product as hypothetical. The coding region runs from base 1 to 1002 and encodes 333 amino acids. The transcript has 2 exons. The record is from RefSeq and is a predicted model, not a curated record. NCBI's taxonomy places the organism in Eukaryota, Apicomplexa, Aconoidasida, Haemosporida, Plasmodiidae. Gene Ontology annotation, cellular component: Rad51C-XRCC3 complex; replication fork. Gene Ontology annotation, molecular function: four-way junction DNA binding. Gene Ontology annotation, biological process: t-circle formation; double-strand break repair via synthesis-dependent strand annealing; resolution of mitotic recombination intermediates.
AUGGAAGACCCGCUGGGAGAAGCCACGUGCAGAUCUGUGGAGCGCAUUUUUGACGGCGUCUCGUUUAACAAAAGUGACAGGAAAAAGCUCCAGUUCGAGGACAAGAAGCUAAACCGCUUCUUCGAAAAUGGGAUGCUGAAUUACAGCCUGGUGGAGGUGGUGGGCGUGCCGGGCAGCGGAAAGACGCAGUUCGCCCUGACCCUCUGCGCAGAGCUCCUUUUAAAAAUGAUCGACGAGGAAAGACAGGCCAUCGUUUUUUACGUGUACUUUAACCGAAUGUUCCCCAUGCGCAGGCUGGAAGAAAUAAUUGAGAGCAAGUUGGGGUCGAGGAGGAGACGUGCCCAGGGGGGUGCAGACAAGGUGCGAAGAGGCAACGGGGCGUGUGGCUGCUCCCAGGGGGGGAAUGAAAAGAGGAUGGAGCAGAUGGAGCAGGUGGGAGAAGUAUGCACAACGGAGGAGGUGAGCCCGGCGGAGGAAGUGGGUAACCGUGGUGAGCUAGGCCAAACGCACCCAGAACACGCGCAGAACUUCCCCGCCAGAAGCGCCCUGAAAAACUUGUACAUACAAAAAAUAAACGACGAAAGGGACUUCUUCCAGUUAAUAAAAAAAGACAUACACUACAUUUUGAAGCACCACAAGAUUUCCCUCCUAGUGGUAGAUUCACUAAACUCUCUCUUUAAUGGGAAUGAUCACCUAGACGCUUACAGAAAGUGCCAGCUGUUUACAGGGGUGUCUCAAUCUCUAAAACAACUGGCGUAUGAAAAUAAUUUUUUUUUAUUAGUACUUAACAGCUGGCAGCCACGGAGGGACUACAUCCAUUUUUCCUUUAACAUUUUUGACUAUGUAAUUAACUCUUCCUUUUCCAACACGAUUAUAUUUUUGAAGAAGAGGAAGAGAAGUAAUGAAAUUGAUCGCAGGAUGACCAUCAGGUGUUCGGAGUUUUUACGCAAGUACAAAUCGAUGCGCUUCGAAAUUGGGGACUCGGGGUUCAGCGCGUCGUGA